Messenger RNA from Zychaea mexicana, 495 nucleotides. Its product is annotated as STE like transcription factor-domain-containing protein. The record is from RefSeq and is a predicted model, not a curated record. Gene Ontology annotation, biological process: sexual reproduction; regulation of DNA-templated transcription. Gene Ontology annotation, molecular function: DNA-binding transcription factor activity. Gene Ontology annotation, cellular component: Ste12p-Dig1p-Dig2p complex; nucleus; Tec1p-Ste12p-Dig1p complex. The transcript has a single exon. The annotation marks the transcript as partial. NCBI's taxonomy places the organism in Eukaryota, Fungi, Mucoromycota, Mucoromycetes, Mucorales, Lichtheimiaceae.
AUGAUCAAUCAACUCAAAUACUUCUUGGCAACCGCACCCAGCGAAUGGAACGUGCCUAGCGACGAGCCACCGAUCAAGAAACACCUACUGCCCAUCGGCGACUACAUUUCAUGCGUGCAAUGGAACAACUCAUAUUUCAUCUCGGGCACAGACAUUGUCCGCAGCCUGGUGUUUCGGUUCCAUGCCUUUGGACGGCCCAUUCAAAACCUGAAAAAGUUUGAAGAAGGCAUCUUUAGCGACUUGCGUAACCUCAAACCCGGCGCCGACGCCACACUCGAAGAGCCCAAAUCGAGCUUUCUGGACCUCUUGUACAAACACAACUGCAUCCGCACGCAAAAGAAGCAAAAGGUGUUCAACUGGUUCUCGGUCCCUCACGAUCGCUUGUUCUUGGAUGCGCUUGAACGCGACCUCAAGCGGGAAAAGCUGGGUGUGGAGCCCACGUCGAUUGCCGUUGCUAAUCCUGCAGUGUCCAUCUCGCUCGAUACCACCCAGGCC